This is a messenger RNA of Populus trichocarpa (black cottonwood), 1426 nucleotides long. RefSeq lists its product as uncharacterized. The coding region runs from base 304 to 1083 and encodes 259 amino acids. NCBI's taxonomy places the organism in Eukaryota, Viridiplantae, Streptophyta, Magnoliopsida, Malpighiales, Salicaceae. The record is from RefSeq and is a predicted model, not a curated record. The transcript is spliced from 8 exons. Gene Ontology annotation, molecular function: zinc ion binding.
AUAAUAAUAAUAAUAAUAAUAAUUUUGGUGAGUUCAAAGCUUAUUUUCUUGUCUUCUUUGUUUUUGAUUAAUUUUUACCCACCCUUUCUCCGUCUCUAUGUUUUCCUCUGCAUUGACUUGGCAAUCUACAAGAAAAACAACACGACAAAUCUCAAAUCUUUCAAAACUCUCAAAUUCAAAGCAAGGGAAUGCAAAUAUGUUUUGCUAAAUAUAAGGCCGCAUAGUUUCAGCUGAGAUGUUCUGUUCACAUUGUAGGUCUGGCAAUGACGUUGGAAGUUCUAUCCUGAUUCGAUAUUCUUCACAAUGCAAUUAGUAUCAAAUGAUAGUCGCCAGAAAGAUUUUUCAGAAAGUGAACCCAUCUUAUCCCAAUCUAAUAUUUUGCAGCAUUCUGAAGAAGAAUCAUCAUCCUCUCGUGAAAUUAAAUCCUUAGGAAGGGAUUGUGAUGUUCAUGUUGCUGAGUUAGAGAGUAUUUGCAUCGAUGAAACUAGCCUUCUGGUGAAUCCGGACCAGCCACAGUGCCGUAUAUGCCUUGAUAUUGGAGGGGAAGACUUGAUUGCACCAUGUCAUUGCAAAGGCACUCAGAAGCAUGUCCAUAGGUCAUGUCUUGAUAACUGGAGGUCAACUAAGGAGGGCUUUGCUUUUGCUCACUGUACAGAAUGCAGAGCAAUGUUUAUAUUGCGGGCAAAUGUCCCAGCUGACCGGUGGUGGUUGAGACUGAAGUUUCACUUCCUUGUUGCUAGGGACCAUGCAUUAAUUUUCAUAGUAGUUCAGCUGGUUGUUGCCUUCUUGGGUGUGCUGGUGUACAAGUUCUACGGGGAGGAACUAAGGGAAAUGUUUGGCUAUGAAGAGCAUCCCUAUGGGUUCUAUACUAUGGCUGUUUUAGCAAUCGUUUUGGUGGGUUUGCUCUACGGUUUCUUCAUUGCUAUAAUAUGUGGACAAAGGAUCAAUGAGCGACACUAUCAUGUUCUUGCCAAGCAAGAACUUACAAAGGAAUACGUGGUAUUAGACAGAGAAGCUUGCAAGGAUGUCCCUGAACUAGGAGCUAGUCAUGUCUCAGAACUAAGAAUGCUGGGUCUUUGUUAGUCUUGAAUUUUCUUCCCUUCUGUGUACUCUGUCAUGCUAUUCUGUGCCUGGUGUUGAUAUGGACUACCUGAAUUUAUUCAUCAGUCCAUAGCGUACCUGUUUAAAUUCUGCACUUGAAGGUCUUUCAAUCCUGUAGUUUAUCUCAGAUUUUAUCAUGGCAUUUGAAUUUUUGAGAGACGUCACGCCCGAAGAUGGUCUUUUCUCCAUCAAACUGCACAACCACAGAAGGUGUGGUUUUACUUGUAUAUUUCUGCACACGUAUGUAUUUUGACCAUUGCUGUGUUCUCGGUCAUCAGCUUAAUGAGUUAUAUAUAGUUUUCGUAUAUAACACAGCAUUUUCACA